Messenger RNA from Macadamia integrifolia, 3672 nucleotides. Its product is annotated as auxin response factor 18-like. The record is from RefSeq and is a predicted model, not a curated record. Gene Ontology annotation, molecular function: DNA binding; protein binding. Lineage: Eukaryota; Viridiplantae; Streptophyta; Magnoliopsida; Proteales; Proteaceae. The transcript has 5 exons. Bases 1330 to 3504 code for a protein of 724 amino acids. Gene Ontology annotation, cellular component: nucleus. Gene Ontology annotation, biological process: response to hormone; regulation of DNA-templated transcription.
CUAAAUCUUAAGACUUCGAUGCUUCUGUUUUGAUAUUUCGGCGUGACGCUUCAGCCUUGUUGUUUGUUUGUUCUAAGUUCAGUUCUGGUAGGAGAGAGAGAGAGAGAGAGAGAAGCGAAGAGAGUUUCUUUAGAUCUGAGGACAAAGAUAAAAGAAAAGAGAAAACCAAGUCAAGUGGGAGAGACUGAUCACUGAUCGCAGUUUGUCUCUUGGAUUUUUCUGAUCUGAAAAAGCAUCCUCGAAGAAGGUGAAAUUGUGUGGAUGUUUCUGUCUGGUCUCUGUUAAAAUUUGCUCUGCUCGACUCUCUCAUGGAGCUUCUUUCUUGUUAGGUGCGCGGAGGAAAAAGCCUUGGGAGGGUUGAGAAAGUUGCAAGCAGCGCCGGUAGAGGAGGAGAAAGAGAAGAAGGAAGGAUGAGCUGCUGCGAAUUUUCUUCUAUCUUCACUUAAAGGGAGUCGACAAUUCAGUGCGACUUCUGUUACAUUUUGGUUUUCUCUAUUCCCGCAAAACAUUGGAACGACGGGAGGCGUCAAAUGUGUGAAACAAGAACGAGGUUUCAAGAGAUUGAAGGGAUUCACUUCUUUAAGGGGGUUUCUGCAAGUCCUUCGUUGGAACGCUGAAGUUGCUCUAACUACUAACUACAAGACGGAAAUUACGGGAACAUGGAUUCCUGUGAGCAUCUAGCUUAUCUUGCUCCUCGGGCUGUUGGAGUCUAGCCACUGUUUUGAAUCUACUUCAAUACAACGGAGAAUUCAUAAACAUCUCCACACCCUUCCCCCCAAAUUCUCCAGAGUUGGGAUUUCUUCUCUGAAGACUAUUUUCGGGAUAGGACGAAGGUAGCGUUUUCGCUUCACAUAUUCGCUUCGGUAUGAGGUUGGUUCGAGUAAGACACGAAGAGUGAAUGUACUGUAUGCACUGUUGAAAUGAGGUGCAGAAGUUCAAGACAUGACAUCAUAUAUGAAAGGUACGUAGGGUUUUCUUCAAUGUCACAGUGGAAAUGGUGAAGUCCAAGUGGAAAAGGAAUCGCGCGGAGAUAUACAAGUUGACGAUUCCUUCUGUUAGGUUGUCAGUCGCAGAAGCACAAUUUCUAGCUUAGGGUCUUCCAUCUGUUUAGUAAUGUGCUUCUUUCUCUCAUCUCUCUGAGUCUAGUUUUCUAGAUUGAGAACAGAGGAGGUUUUGUUUCUCUUUUUUUUGGGCGGUUUUUUCUUGCUGGAAUUUCUGGCUAGAGACUUGAGAUUAAGCUUGAGUGAACUAGUAGAUUAGCUUCAACAAAGCAGGUUCAUGCUUUGAACACGGUCUGUUUGAUUACUGCUAUCGCUAGUCGCUACGGCAAUGAUCACAUUUACAGAUUCAAAAGAACCAACGAAGGAUACGGAAAAAUGCCUAGAUUCUCAACUUUGGCAUGCCUGCGCAGGUGGUAUGGUGCAGAUGCCUCCAGUUAACUCAAAGGUCUUCUACUUUCCUCAGGGACAGGCGGAGCAUGCUCAUGGAAACGUUGAUUUUGGGAAUUCACAAAGGAUUCCAUCACUCAUCCUCUGCCGAGUUGCUGAGGUGAAGUUCAUGGCAGAUCCUGAGUCAGACGAAGUGUAUGCCAAGAUGAGGUUGAUACCGGUAAGGAAUAACGAAGCUGACUGCGAUGAUGAUGGGAUUCUCCGAAGCAACGGAUCUGAGGUCCAAGAGAAGCCAGCAUCGUUUGCCAAGACCUUGACACAAUCAGAUGCUAACAAUGGUGGAGGUUUCUCUGUCCCUCGUUACUGUGCAGAAACAAUCUUUCCACGUCUAGACUAUUCGGCUGAUCCUCCUGUCCAGACAGUUCUUGCAAAGGAUGUCCAUGGUGAGAUUUGGAAGUUUCGCCACAUAUAUAGAGGAACCCCACGCCGUCACCUCCUGACCACCGGAUGGAGCACUUUCGUGAGCCAGAAGAAGCUCAUGGCUGGGGAUUCAAUUGUUUUCUUAAGAACGGAGAAGGGGGAUCUCUGCGUCGGAAUCCGGAGAGCGAAGAGGGGGAUUGGUGUUGGUCCUGAGUCCCUGUCUGGAUGGAAUCCAGCUACUGGAAACUGUGUCUCGCCAUAUGGAGGUUUCUCUGCCUUCUUGAGGGAGGACGAUAACAAGCUAAUGAGAAACCCUGAUUGCGGGAAUGCAAACUCCAAUGGCAGUUUAAGGGCAAGGGGAAGAGUUAGAGCCGAGUCUGUUAUCAUGGCUGCAACUCUUGCUGCCAGUGGGCAGCCCUUUGAAGUCGUUUACUACCCAAGAGCCAGUACCCCGGAGUUUUGCGUCAAGGCCUCUUCUGUGAGGGCAGCAAUGCGAAUCCAGUGGUGUGCAGGGAUGAGAUUCAAGAUGGCUUUUGAGACUGAGGAUUCUUCCCGGAUUAGCUGGUUCAUGGGAACCAUAUCUUCGGUUCAGGUUGCUGAUUCCAUCCGGUGGCCUCAGUCACCGUGGAGACUUCUCCAGGUAAUCUGGGAUGAACCAGAUUUGCUUCAAAAUGUGAAGCGCGUCAGCCCAUGGCUGGUCGAAUUGGUAUCCAACAUGCCCGCCAUCCAAUUCUCACCCUUUACACCAGCAAGGAAGAAAUUGCGGCUCCCACAACACCCAGAUUUCCCCCCUGACGGUCAAGUUCCAAUACCGUCAUUUUCAGGCAACCCCCUUGGAUCCAGCAGCGCCUUGUGUUGUUUAUCAGACACCACAACUGCAAGCAUACAGGGAGCCAGGCAUGCUCAAUUUGGUAUAUCCUUAUCAGAUCUCCACCUCAACAAACUGCAGUCGGGUCUGUUUCCAGCUGGUUUCCAGCGGUAUGAUCACGGUAACCCACCAUCAAGAAUCUCUAAUGGCAUUGUGGGCAUAGCUAGUGACAGUGACAAUGUAUCAUGCUUGUUAACCAUGGGAAGUUCUGCCCAGACUUCAAAGAAAUCUGAUGAUGGAAAGACACCCCAGUUCUUGCUCUUUGGACAACCUAUACUCACUGAGCAGCAGAUCUCUCUUAUUAGCGGGUCUGGUGAUACAGUCUCACCGGUGCUUACAGGGAACAGUUCAUCAAAUGGGAAUCAGAAGAAGACAAACAUCUCAGAUGGUUCUGUGCCUUUACUUCAUCAGCAUGGUGUGCAGGAUAACUUAUGUGAAGGGAUUCGAUGGUAUAAAGAUCGGCCAAAAAUGGAGCCCGGUUUGGAGAUCGGCCACUGUAAGGUCUUUAUGGAAUCAGAGGAUGUGGGCAGGACUCUUGACCUUUCAGUUCUUGGAUCAUAUGAAGAACUAUACAGGAGGCUGGCCAACAUGUUUGGCAUAGAAAAGUUAGAAAUGCCGAGCCAUGUGCUCUACAGAGAUGCAUCGGGUGCGGUUAAACACACCGGAGAUGAACCAUUCAGCGAGUUCAUAAAAACUGCAAGAAGACUGACAAUUCUAAUGGAGGAUUCAGGCAGCGACAACAUAGGAAGGAAAUGGAUCUCUGGGUUGCAGAGUGCUAUAAAUGGACUUGGCUCUUCUAAUAGGAUGGUCCAGCUAGUAUAUGCUUAAACUAGGAAACUUUUUGAGGAUUUUGAGACGGGAUGUUGACUGUUGAGAAUUGAGAUCAUUUCUUUUGAGAAUCCCCUCCCCGCCAUCCUUUUUUCUCUUUUACGUGGUGGUUGUGGGAGAAGAAUUUCAUUACUAUAUGGAAGAACUGAGAUCUAAGGUUUUAUUCCC